CAGAAAAAAAUAAAAAAUAAAAAAUUGUGUAUUGUUGAAAAAUCGAGAGAAUAUCUGCAAUCGAACGAAGAGGAAAUAUUUUGAGUUAAUAUGUGUGGUGGAGCUAUAAUAUCCGAUUUCAUAUCUCCUGCGGGCCGAUCUUCCCGCCGGCUGACGGCGGAGCUGCUCUGGGGCAGCGGCUGUGCCGAUCUGAGCAAGAAGAAGAAUCCGGGGAGCUACCGCUCCAAGCCUAGGAGAUCUGAGCCGGUCGUCGAUUUGGACGAUGAUUUCGAGGCUGAUUUUCAGGAUUUUAAGGAAUACUCCGACGAUGAAGGCGAGGUCGAUGUGAAGAAACCGUUCUCUUUCUCUGCUUCAAAGAGUUCUGCUGUGAAAGCUUUGAAGCCUUUGGAUGCUUCUCAAUCUGACCAUGAGGAAAACGACAAGUCUUCCAAAAGAAAGAGGAAGAAUCAAUACAGAGGCAUUCGCCAGCGCCCGUGGGGCAAAUGGGCUGCUGAGAUUCGUGACCCGAGAAAAGGAGUUCGAGUCUGGCUCGGCACUUUCAACACUGCCGAGGAAGCUGCACGGGCCUAUGAUGCCGAGGCCCGCAGGAUCAGAGGCAAGAAAGCAAAGGUGAAUUUCCCUGGAGAUAUUCAAAAACUGGUUAUUAAGGAAAGCCCGGACUCUGUACAGCCCAGCCCAAACCAGACUGCGAAUUUCCCGAAUAUGCCGAAUGACUGCUAUGACUCGUUGGGCUUUCUUGAGGAAAAACCACAGAUGAAUAAUAAUCAGUUUGGAUCUAUAACUGAGGUAAAACCAACUGAGGGCACAAAUGUCUAUUUCAGCUCAGAUCAGGGGAGUAACUCUUUCGACUGCUCGGAUUUCACCUGGGGUGAAAACUGUGCAAAGACUCCUCCUGAAAUCUCAUCUGUCCUCUCUGCUGUGAUUGAGGAUGACCAGGCCCAAUUCGCAGAAGAGAAUGAUGUUGGGCCUGUGAAGAAAUCUAAAUCCAGCCCAGAGGAAAUUAUUGUGUCUGGUGAUGGAAAUGAUGAUCUCUCGGAGUUCGAUUCUCAGUUGAAGCUGUUUCAGAUGCCUUAUUUCGACGGGAAUUGGGAUGCCUCGAUUGAUGCCUUCAUGAACGGGAACGAGAUGGAUCUUUGGUCUUUCGAUGGGGCUUACUGAAGCUAUUUGCUCGUCUUUGCCUCUAUUCUUUUUCUGUGUGUUUGUUGCUAAGCAAAUGGAAGAGGGCAAACAGUAAAGCUUUGCUUAAAGCUAAGAAUGAUGGUGUUUUAUUUAAUAGGGUGCUCUUGUUAUUGUGCAGUAAUAACUAGGGUUUUGAAUCUACUGUGUGUUUUUCAAAAGACUGCAAAGUUUGAGUGGUGAUUUUAAGAUUAUGCCUGUAUGGGAUUGAUAUACUUUUGAUGGGAACUUAUGCUGUAUAAUAUAACUAUCUGUUUCUGUGUUCAUCUCUUUGGUUGACUUCUAAUUUGCAAUUUUGCAUGUUGAUCCAUUUGUUCUGGGGCCAUUUGUGAAAUUAUGAAGACUUGCAGGAUGAAUAUGAAAUCAAGUUGAGGGAAGGUGGGAGUGGAGUCACCUGUCAUAUAGACAAGCAAUGUCAAAAGUCAUUUUCUAUUUUUCAAUUGUUGAUGAAAAGAAAGGUCUCCUUGAAAACGAAGUCAUUUUCAAUUUUUCACUCUUUUCAUUUUUGGACAAAAUUUUAGAAGCACUAGAAAAUAAUCUUUCUUAUUAUCUAUAAAAAUAAUUUUUCUUGUGAGGGUACAAUUCGAUUACUG
Striga asiatica is the source of this 1769-nucleotide messenger RNA. Lineage: Eukaryota; Viridiplantae; Streptophyta; Magnoliopsida; Lamiales; Orobanchaceae. The record is from the annotation of a GenBank genome assembly.